UUUUACACUCGCUGGUGCAAAAUCAAAAAAUUCCCCAUCAAAUCAAGGAAAAAGAAAACCCGAAAAAUUAAACAAACUUCGCGUCAACUAAACAAGUAAAUCGAAGAAGCUAGAAAAAAAUGUCAGAGCCCGUAUCGAUUUGUCACAAGUGCAAUGAGGUCAUACAACAAAGGAUUAUUACGGCCCUGGGCAAGACCUGGCAUCCGGAGCACUUUGCCUGCAAGGAUUGCCAUCGUCCCAUCACCGAGGCCACAUUCCACAUACAGAGCGAGGAGCCCGUCUGCUCCGAUUGCUUUGUGAGCAAUUAUUCGGGCACCUGCUUCGGUUGCAAGCAACCCAUUUUGGAGCGAACGAUCAAGGCCAUGGAGCAAUCGUGCAAAAAGCCCCUGGUGGGCACCUCGUUCUACGAGCGGGACGGACGUCCCUAUUGCCGUCUCGAUUUCGAGCAACUUUUUGCGGCACGUUGCGCCGGCUGCAGUCAGCCCAUAACGGAGAAUGCCAUUGUUGCAUUAAAUGCCAAAUGGCAUCGCGAUUGCUUCAAGUGCAAGAAAUGCGCCACGCCCAUUACGGCCAGCACAUUUGCCGUGGAGGAUAAUUUGCCGCUGUGCACGGCCUGCUCUGGCUAAAACGGGAAUGCUCUACACACACGCACACACGGACACACUCACACACACCCACACCAACAAACGCACUCUUCGAUGUAUAUUAUAGAUGUUUAUGGUAUUUUGUAGCAUUCGCAAAUUGUUGAACAAAGUUUAAAAACAUAAUACGAAACAAAACUCUUAGCGUUUAAACAAGAAUAAUACGAAAGUUGUGGCAAAUCGGAUAAAAAUAUAACCUUCCCCUUCAGCCAGCCCCUCUACCCCGUUUCCACCCCACACUAAAUUAUAUAGGUUUGUAAAAUGCAAAAAAAAAUAAAAUAAAAUUAUACACAAGAAAUGCAUUUAAAAACUGAAGACAACUGACAGAACUGUCAGCCGAAAGUUUCAGUUAGGAGCUGCCGACGGAUUGAGGGGGGAGACGGAGGUCUGAGAGUGGGCCGAAGAUUGUCAGCUGUAUGUUGUUUUGUUUAAGCAUACGCAUUAAAAA
Molecule: messenger RNA, 1089 nt
Organism: Drosophila innubila
Lineage: Eukaryota; Metazoa; Arthropoda; Insecta; Diptera; Drosophilidae
Product: transforming growth factor beta-1-induced transcript 1 protein
Biological process (GO): positive regulation of integrin-mediated signaling pathway; cell-cell junction organization; positive regulation of substrate adhesion-dependent cell spreading
Cellular component (GO): cytoplasm; focal adhesion; cell-cell junction
Source: RefSeq, a predicted model, not a curated record